AUGAUUCUCCCACUACUAAUCUACUCACUCCCCUUCUUCCUGCUCAUCAUCCUCUUCAAGAACCAGUCUCUCCUCCCCUCGACAAUCCCCGGACCACUCAUCGCGCGCUUCACGAACCUCUACCGCGCAUUCCUCGUCUACCAGCGAUCCCCGCACGAAGUCCACCUACAACUACACAAACAACACGGCCCCCUAGUUCGGCUCGGGCCCAACGUGGUCUCCGUAUCCGGCUCAGCGCGGUAUAUCGCGCAGAUCUACGGGAUCGGGAAGGGGCUGGUCAAAUCUGAUUUCUACAGCUGUUUCCAGAACAUCGUCAACGGGCGCCGAGCCGCGAGCCUCGUCGCCAUCACGGAUGAGACGGAGCACGCCAAGUCGAAGCGGCUGGUCGCGCACGCGUACAGCCUCAGCACGCUCGUCGAGUACGAGGGCCUCGUCGAUCAGACGGUCGAUGUAUUUCUGACGACGCUUGAGGAUCAAUUCACCACCACCGCGACCAAGGACAACGACACGUCUUCCACGCCCGCUCCCGUGCCUGUCCUCGACCUUGGCCGCUAUCUCCAAUUCUUCGCCUUCGACGUGAUCGGCGAACUGACCUUCUCCCGCCGCCUGGGCUUCAUUGAGUCCGGGGCGGACGUCGACUCAAUCAUCGCCGCCAUCGGUGCCAACUUCGAGUACUUCAGCGUGCUGGGCCAGAUUCCGUGGCUCGACGAGGCCCUCCUCGGCAAGAACCCGCUCUACGUCAGGUACUUCCGCAAGAGUGUCAGCUCACCCAUCCUACAAUUUGCACAGGCGCGCUUGAAAGAACGGUUACGUGAUAUCGAGGAAGGUCGCGGCGACGAGAAGAACUCCUUGGACAGGCCCGAUUUCCUCAGCCGCUUCCUGAAGGUCAGGCAGGAGGAGGUCGACGGGGCAGAAGCGAUGAAUGAUCUGCGCAUACUUUCGUACCUCUUUGCGAAUAUAAAUGCCGGCAGCGACACUCUGGCGUCGACCUUGAGAGCGAUUCUUUACCACCUACUGAGAAACCAGGCGUCGCAGGAGAGACUAAUCACCGAGCUGGCGAGCGCCGCGGCGGGGAGCAAGAUUUCGGCGCCGUGUCCGACAUGGAACGAAACACAACAGCAACUCCCCUACCUCUGCGCGGUGAUCAAAGAAGGUCUGCGGCUGAAUCCCGCACUCUCGCUCCCACUGGAGCGCGUCGUUCCACAAGACGGCCUCCAGCUCAGCCACGAGGACGGCGCGACCACAUUCCUGCCCGCCGGGACCAUCGUCGGCAUCAACCCGUGGGUCCUGCACCGCUCGCCGGGGAUCUUCGGGCCUGACGCUGAAGAGUGGAGCCCAGAGCGUUGGCUGACAGAGCACGAGCAGAAGACGAAGACCAUGGAGCACGCGCUGCUGGCGUUCGGGGCGGGCAAGAGGUCUUGCCUCGGGAAGAACAUAGCGAUGCUGGAGUUGCACAAGGUCGUGGCCGCGCUGUUCUUGAAGUUUGACGUCGAGCUGGACGAUCCGGCCCGAGAGUGGGUCGUGAGCAAUGCCUGGGCGCUGAACCAGACGGGGUUGCUCGUUAGGUUGAAGGUUCGUUGA
Molecule: messenger RNA, 1581 nt
Organism: Exophiala aquamarina CBS 119918
Lineage: Eukaryota; Fungi; Ascomycota; Eurotiomycetes; Chaetothyriales; Herpotrichiellaceae
Exons: 1
Coding region: 1-1581 (526 amino acids)
Molecular function (GO): heme binding; monooxygenase activity; iron ion binding
Source: RefSeq, a predicted model, not a curated record